Messenger RNA from Cylicostephanus goldi, 1344 nucleotides. Lineage: Eukaryota; Metazoa; Nematoda; Chromadorea; Rhabditida; Strongylidae. The record is from the annotation of a GenBank genome assembly.
AUGAUCGCUGCACAGGAAGAGUUUGCUGAUCAAAGUGCAAUGCUUGCAAGGGCAGAGGACAUUCAAUCUCUACAAUAUAUAACUAAACAAAAACAAGAAACAGCUGAAAUGGCUGAAAUGAAGGCUACCGAAGAACAUAGAGUAGAGCUAGGAGUAGAUAAGGCAAAAGAAGAACAAACAGAGGCUGAUAGCAAGUUGCUUGUAAACGUAGCAAAGGUAGAAGAUACGCUAAAAUUACAAGAAACCAAAGAUGAGGCUGCCGCUGCCAUAAUUAGAACCACCGAAAGCGAAGUAGAAGCACAGACGACCCUGAAAAGCCGUGCGAUGGAAAUAGAACGAACGAUUAAAGACGUAGUAGCUGCUGCCGAGGUUGUUGCCGAAGCGACCUGCGAAUUUAGUAUAAAACCCACCGGCGACACCUCAAAGACCGUAGGCGAUAGAGUAGAAGCGAGCGAAUUGCGACAUCUAGAGAUUAGCGAAGAGCAGCAGCUCGUAGUGCUAGAACAACCAUCGCAAACUGCUGCUGUUGUAGGUGAGAAGACGUACCACCAGCAGGAACAGCAACGAGGCGAAGCCAGGGAGUAUGGCAGUGAACGCCAGAUGCACACCCUGUCCUUGGCAAGAAUUGAAGCCCCGAAGAGCCAAGUCGAACAGCAGGAGGUUACCCAGAAGUUGGCUAGGACACUGGUUUUGGAGAAGAAGAUGCAGGCCGUUCAGGAGGACGCUGCAGCGCUGACAACCACUCUCACCGCCCAGACCGAACAUAUCCAAGUUCAAAAGGAAGUGGCCGAGCUACAGAGAGCCAAAAGCGUCGAGAACCUGCGAGCUGUGACGGAAGAGAAGUCCAUCUUGGAAAAGCAGCUUAGCCAAAGUCAGAGUGAACUCUACGCUCAGGGUCACUUCCGCGACUCCCGCCACGAAGAAGUAUCUUCCCAGUCAUAUAAGGAGUUCGUUAGUGAAGCUCAAGGCCUUACAACGCAGUGGGACAUCAUCGAAACCGAUCAGACGGCUUUGAUCUGCUGGAAGGAUACGGACCAGCAAUCUUCACAACUCCUCGCCAAAGCUGUUACAUUAGAAGACAUCGGCACGACUCUGGACCUGACUGUGAGACGUCCAUCACAGGGAAAAGAGCUACAACUUCCCUUGGAUUCCCAAGAUUCAGCAGAGCGUCAGUUGAGUGUGGACAGAACUCAAACAAGCUUCAGUCUUCAGAAGAGCGAUUCCACUUCCUUAGUUCAGCAAGUGAUGGCUGACAAAGCACAAACUGAAGAGUCUGGAAUGUUCCAUGAGUUCGGCAAAGAGGAGACCGUAACCGUUGGUGAAUUUGGCAAGUUAAGAGCCAAA